Molecule: messenger RNA, 600 nt
Organism: Aspergillus vadensis CBS 113365
Lineage: Eukaryota; Fungi; Ascomycota; Eurotiomycetes; Eurotiales; Aspergillaceae
Exons: 3
Coding region: 1-600 (199 amino acids)
Molecular function (GO): chitin binding
Source: RefSeq, a predicted model, not a curated record
AUGGCAUAUUACAAUAUCUCUGCAGAUGAUUCCUUGACAUCCGAGAUGCUUAAUGAUGACGCUUUCAUGGAGGAAUACGAUCGCGUCUGUUUGCUCGAUCUCUCGAAGCCGUUGCCGACUCAAGCCUUCAACACCAGUAUCUCACUGGUGACCUCGAUGACCGAGACGGAAUCCUAUACCAGUCAAAUGAUAGUCAUUGCAGCAGCGCGACUAACGGCUUCCAUCAGUUCAGCGUCUGCUACUAACAGCGCGAGCACGACGACUACUAGCAGCGUUACUCAAUCUUCUGAAGCGACUUCUACGGCAUCUUCGUCCGUGAACACCUCCCCAGAUGGCACUUGCGGCGAGUCUACCGGGUAUUCGUGCACCAACUCUCAACUUGGAACUGCAGCAUCAAAUUUGGCUACUGCAUUUACGGCGACCCCGACAUCCACAGCCAAUAUCUCGCCAAAUGGUCUGUGUGGCGCCAAUCAUGGAGGCUAUACCUGCCUGAACUCACAAUUUGGCAAUUGCUGCAGCCUUUAUGGUUACUGUGGAUCGACCAGCGACUAUUGUGCCUCGCAAUCUUGCGAUAGCUCCUAUGGAGAAUGUUCUGCUUAA